AGGGAUGGAAUAUGGAAUAUGGAACAUGGAAUAUGGAAGGUUAUGGCAGAACGGAACGGAACGAAACGGAAUGAAGUAAGUCAGUAAUUCGAAUCAAGAUGGUACUGGAAAGUACGAUGAUAUGCGUCGACAACAGCGAUUACAUGAGAAAUGGAGAUUUUUUACCAACACGACUUCAAGCACAGCAGGAUGCUGUUAAUUUGGUUUGUCAUUCGAAAACUCGCUCGAAUCCUGAAAACAACGUGGGCUUGAUAACGCUAGCCAACGUCGAAGUAUUGGCUACACUUACCAGCGAUGUUGGCAGAAUUCUUUCAAAGCUUCAUCAAGUUCAACCUAAUGGUAACUUAUGUCUAAUUACUGGAAUACGCAUUGCACAUUUGGCAUUAAAACAUCGUCAAGGUAAAAAUCACAAAAUGCGUAUCGUGGCCUUCAUUGGUAGCCCCAUAGAGAUUGACGAGAAAGAACUAGUAAAAUUAGCGAAAAGAUUGAAAAAGGAAAAGGUUAACGUGGAUGUGAUUAGCUUUGGCGAGGAAAGUAUCAAUAACGAAGUAUUGACAGCCUUUAUUAAUGCUCUCAAUGGAAAAGAGGGAACCGGUAGCCAUUUGGUUACCGUUCCACCUGGACCGCACUUAAGCGACGCAUUGAUCUCCUCUCCCAUAAUCCAAGGAGAAGACGGAAUGGGUGGUACAGGAAUGGGAGGAGCUGCGUUCGAGUUUGGUGUUGAUCCAAACGAAGAUCCAGAGUUAGCAUUGGCACUACGCGUUUCUAUGGAAGAACAACGACAGCGUCAAGAGGAUGAAGCGCGGCGUGCACAAGCAAAUGAAACAGCUACAAAUAAACAACCGGAUACGAUUAAAGAAGUACCCAACGAGGAGGCAAUGUUGAAACGUGCACUUGCCAUGUCUCUCGAAGAUACAGAAAACUCGUCUUCAACGAACGAUAAUGCUGCUCCUACUAAUGUAAUAAACGUUCCCGAUCUAGCUCGUAUGACCGAAGAAGAGCAAAUUGCUUUUGCCAUGCAAAUGUCUAUGCAAGAUCAACGUACGACAAAAGAAUUGGAGUCCCUGAAGGAAGAAGCAAUGGAAGUUGAAGAGGAUUAUGCUGCUGUUAUGUCAGAUCCAGCAUUUUUGCAAUCGGUGUUGGAAAAUUUGCCAGGUGUUGAUCCUCAUUCCGAAGCCGUCCGUCAAGCCGUUGGAUCUCUUCAACAAAAUAAAGAUAAAGAUAAAGAAAAAGACAAAGACAAAGACAAAGACAAAGAGAAAGAGAAAGAGAAAGAGAAAGAAAAGGAUCAGGAGAAAGAUAAGGAAAAGAAAUGAAGAAUUUACGCGCUCAUUGGAUACAUUACUUUAUGUUAAUCGCUGUUUUGUGAAUAUCUGUAAACCAGAAUAUAGGCGUUUCAGAUUUUUCAAAACUUUA
Osmia bicornis bicornis is the source of this 1416-nucleotide messenger RNA. It is a transcript of the gene Rpn10, whose product is annotated as 26S proteasome non-ATPase regulatory subunit 4. Gene Ontology annotation, biological process: proteasome-mediated ubiquitin-dependent protein catabolic process. Bases 99 to 1316 code for a protein of 405 amino acids. The record is from RefSeq and is a predicted model, not a curated record. Gene Ontology annotation, cellular component: nucleus; proteasome regulatory particle, base subcomplex; cytosol. The transcript is spliced from 6 exons. Gene Ontology annotation, molecular function: polyubiquitin modification-dependent protein binding. NCBI's taxonomy places the organism in Eukaryota, Metazoa, Arthropoda, Insecta, Hymenoptera, Megachilidae.